UCGUCGAUCUGCUUCUGCUUCUACUUUGCGUUCAAUCUGUAAUACAAAAAAGCUUUAAUUGUACUUAGCAGAGAUCGAAAGAAGAAAAAAUAAAAAAGAAGAAAAGUGGCAAGUGAAAAAAUAUAUUUUUUUAUUUGUUCUGGCUUCUGGGCAAAAUAAGUCGUUCGUCGUAUCGUCUUUGUCGUCCGCCGUCCAUCGUCUAUCGUACGUCGUACGUCUUCGAUUCGACGUCGUGGUCGUGGUCGUGGUUGCUUUGUGUAGUCAAAAGCUGAAGCUGAAAAAAUAAGCAUUACAUACAUACCGAAACCAAACCGACGAACCGAACACAGUCGCUGAAGAAGAGAUUUGAAGAUGCCGAUGGCUGCGGUAUACGUGAGACGGUCUCGUCGGAAAGGUGCAAACCGAAUUGCCUUGCCCUCGAGAGCAUCUGAUAAUGUUCUGGAGCCAUUACUUCAAAACUUGCCAACUGUCGGAGCUGCUCCUUCUGGUACUGGUGGCCCGAGUGUUGCAGCAGCUACUGGGGGUUCAAGCUCCUCGUCGGGUUCUGCAAAUUCUACAAAUGCAUUCAAUACAAGUGGUAACACAAAUGGACCAUCCACAUCAUCUUCAUCAACAUCUUCUUCCUCCAAUUCUUCGUCAUCAUCAUCAACAUCCACCACAACCACUGUAGCAUCCACAUCAUCGUCAUCGUCAUCGUCAUCUUCAUCGUCUGCGACGUCAACAAAUGGUGGAAAUGGCCCAGCCGCAACUAGCACUAGUUCUUCAGCACUCAAUUGCAUAAAUAGCACAAAUUCCAUGACUAACACAAGUAGUAGCACAGCUGUUAAUACAACAGCGUCAUCAAGCUUUGUCUUGCCUUCAACGUCAGCCAAUGCAACUGCUGUUGCCGCUGCAGCCGCAACUGUAAGCAGUUGUUCAUCACUAGGAUGUUGUCACCAGUCACCGUAUGAUCUGCGUCGCAAGUUACCAUCUUCUAGCCAUGAGCAAUGGUGUGUUGCUAGUACGAGCAGUGCUGCUGGCAGUGCAACGGCAUCAUGCUCGGCAGCCACUGUUCCGACGGCAGGUCCUUCAUCAGGUGUUGUGGCGUGUGGUGGUAACUUUAAUUCUCAUUAUCAUGCAAUCACUCCAUCGACGUCUACGUCUGCCUCGUUAAACUGUGAAGACAGCUGUUAUAUGCUGCCGGCGCGAAAACGAUCCAAGAGGAUGUACACGGCUACAAGUACAGAAGCCAGUGGUCCAUCUGCUGCCCACUACUUGCAAUACGAGAUGCCUGACGAGGUCCUUCUCACAAUCUUUUCCUACUUACUAGAACAGGACCUCUGUCGAUUGUCUCUAGUCUGCAAGCGUUUCAAUACAAUCGCCAAUGACACAGAACUGUGGAAGCGCCUCUAUCAAUCAGUCUAUGAAUAUGAUCUACCGCUUUUCAAUCCAGAAAUAUGCAAGUAUGUCUUUGUAAAGGCGGAAGAUUCUGACUAUGCUAAUCCAUGGAAAGAGAGCUUUCGGCAACUCUAUCGCGGCAUCCACGUACGCCCCGGUUAUCAAGAUAAAAAGUUGAAAGGUCGCCACAUUAUCCACUUUAAUACAAUUCAAGCUGCUCUGGAUUAUCCAGACGACAAAAUGCCACAUGGUUCUUCGAAUAACCCAGCUUUAAAUGCCGCAGCUAACAUUGGUAUGCCUAAUAGUAUUUCUGGCCUUAGUUCGCAACAGAACGCUGCCAACUUGUACGGAGCAGAAGAUAAUGCCAGUCCAGAGAAUGUGGGCACCUUGAUAUUCCUACACGCUGGCCAUUAUAAGGGUGAAUAUCUAUUCAUCGAUUCGGAUAUAGCUUUGAUUGGUGCCGCACCGGGAAAUGUAGCAGAGUCGGUUAUUUUAGAACGAGAGGCAGGUUCCACAGUAAUGUUUGUCGAAGGUGCAAAGUAUGCCUAUGUGGGAUACAUCACUCUCAAAUUUUCGCCUGACGUAACAUCAACUGUUUCGCAUCACAAGCACUACUGCCUGGACAUUGGUGAAAACUGUAGUCCUACUGUAGACAAUUGUAUUGUUCGAAGUUCAUCAGUGGUCGGGGCAGCUGUGUGUGUUGGAGGUUUAAAUGCCAAUCCUGCGAUAAGGAACUGUGACAUUAGUGAUUGUGAAAAUGUGGGACUCUAUGUGACUGAUUAUGCCCAAGGCACCUAUGAGCACAAUGAAAUAAGUCGCAAUGCACUAGCCGGAAUAUGGGUGAAGAAUUUUGCAAGUCCCAUUAUGAGGGAAAACCAUAUCCAUCAUGGUCGUGAUGUAGGAAUAUUUACAUUCGAAAAUGGAAUGGGGUACUUUGAGAAAAAUGACAUACACAAUAACAGAAUUGCUGGAUUUGAAGUAAAAGCUGGUGCUAAUCCGACUGUAGUCAAAUGCGAAAUUCACCAUGGCCAGACUGGUGGCAUUUAUGUUCAUGAGAAUGGACUGGGGCAAUUCAUAGAGAAUCGUAUACAUUCCAAUAAUUUUGCUGGUGUUUGGAUAACCUCCAACAGCAAUCCUACCAUUCGAAAAAAUGAAAUUUAUAAUGGCCAUCAGGGUGGCGUGUACAUUUUUGGGGAAGGACGUGGACUCAUUGAACAUAAUAAUAUCUAUGGAAAUGCUCUGGCUGGCAUUCAAAUACGCACCAACAGUGAUCCCAUAGUCCGCCACAACAAGAUCCAUCAUGGCCAGCAUGGAGGCAUUUACGUGCACGAGAAAGGCCAAGGUCUUAUUGAAGAAAAUGAAGUAUAUUCUAAUACAUUAGCUGGCGUAUGGAUCACAACUGGAAGUACUCCAGUCCUUCGGAGAAAUCGUAUUCACUCUGGAAAACAGGUCGGUGUGUAUUUUUACGAUAAUGGCCAUGGCAAGCUGGAGGAUAACGACAUUUUCAACCAUUUGUACUCGGGAGUGCAGAUACGAACAGGAAGCAAUCCAGUGAUUAGAGGAAAUAAAAUAUGGGGUGGCCAAAACGGAGGAGUAUUAGUUUACAAUGGAGGCCUUGGUCUUUUAGAACAAAAUGAGAUUUUCGAUAAUGCCAUGGCAGGUGUUUGGAUCAAGACCGAUUCAAAUCCAACAUUAAAACGAAACAAAAUCUACGAUGGCCGUGAUGGUGGCAUUUGCAUAUUUAACGGCGGAAAGGGCAUUUUAGAAGAGAACGAUAUAUUCCGAAAUACCCAAGCUGGUGUACUGAUCUCAACGCAAAGUCAUCCCAUUCUGCGAAGAAAUCGAAUAUACGAUGGUCAGGCAGCCGGCGUUGAGAUCACAAAUAAUGCCACAGCUACACUGGAGCAUAAUCAAAUAUUUAAAAAUAAAUUUGGUGGCUUGUGUUUGGCAAGUGGAGUACAACCUAUUGUUCGUGGUAAUAACAUCUUCAAUAAUGAGGAUGAAGUCGAGAAGGCGGUGUCGGGAGGACAAUGUUUGUACAAGAUUAGCAGUUAUACUUCCUUCCCAAUGCAUGAUUUUUAUAGAUGUCAAACUUGCAAUACAACCGAUCGCAAUGCAAUUUGCGUGAAUUGCAUUAAAAAUUGUCACGCUGGCCAUGAUGUAGAAUUCAUCAGGCAUGAUAGAUUCUUUUGUGACUGCGGUGCUGGCACCUUAACAAAUCAAUGUCAGUUACAAGGCGAACCCACCCAAGAUACUGACACCCUCUAUGAUUCAGCAGCUCCAAUGGAAUCUCACACUUUAAUGGUAAACUAGGAUUUUAACUAGAAUUAAAUAAAUUAAAUCAUAAAUGAGAAUACAAAAAUUAUGAGUUAAAUGCAAAAAUCAAAUUAAUAAAUUAAUACUUAAACAAAACAAAAAAUAAAAAAAAAAACAAAAACGAACUUAAGCCCACAAAACAAAAUAUUAUUUUAACUAAACUACACUACAUUUAACAACUAGUAUAAUCAAUUAGAUUACGGCUUACUCAUAUAACUAUAUAUAUAUACAUAUAUAUAUAUAUAUCUUACACAAAACAAAAGCAUUAUGUUUAAAACAUUCAAUGAAGUUAAGAAACCAAGAAAUGAAAUUGAUGAAAUAAAACAAAAAUUAACAUUAAAUGCCUAUCAAACGAAAAUAAAUUCGACGUAAUCAAACAAAAAGCAAUUAUUAUAUUUGUGUUUGCGUAGAUGACUAUAAAAAUUCUCCUGUAAACAAAAUAGGUAAAAUUGAAAUUAAGUAAUGAGUAUAAAAUUUCACAAACCACAAGAAAAAAAACAAAAUUAAUCCAAUUCAUGUUACCACAAUUGUAUUGUCAAGUAAAAUCUUCAUCUUAAGAAGUGCGAAACGGGAAUAAAUUAAAAUAAAAUUAAACUAAAUAAAAGUUAAUACAAUAAAUUAAAUUUUAUUCUAAGCUAGAAAUUACAUCAUCCCAGUUGCAAUAAUUUUUUGAUAUAUUUGUUUUUGUUUUAAUAAUUAUUUUUUUUUAUAUAAAUAUAUAAUUAUGUAUUAUAAAAAGAAUAAGAAAUUAGAAAUAUUACCGAGAAACUAAAAAUGAUUUAAUAAACAAAAAAAGAAAGUGUUUUAGAUUUAAGCCCUCGUGUGUCAUGUUUAGUAUUAAAAUAUAUUAAAGUUAAUUUUUUUUCAUAUAAAUAAUAUUUUUAAAUAUUUAUGUACCUUAUAUAAAACAAACAAAAAAAAGAGAUUUUGAUAUUAUACUUUGUGCUUUAUAAACUGUUUCGUAUUUAUACAAUACAAACAAUCAUCAAUUAUUUUUAUUAACAAUAUAUUAAUUUUCUGUUGUCUACAUCUACACAUUUCAAAUAAAAGAUUAAUCUAGCAUUUUUCGUUGUAAAAUUAAAAUAUCGAAUAGAAUUUUUACUUUGUAAGAUUUCUGAAGAAUUCGAUUUUCAUUUAAUAUUCAUAUCUACUUACUACGUAUUUGUGUUAUAACAAAAACAAAGCAAUUGUUGUAAAUUUACAGCUUGCCUAUAGAUUGUUUAUUCGAAUUAAUAAAAAAAUGAUGAUAAUAAAUGAAAUGCAAAUGUCACUCGUAUUAAACAGAAAAGAAAAACAAAAUAAGAAUAAUUAUAAACAAACGAUAUAUAUAACUAUUAGUGUUCUAAGCAUCUACACAAAUUCAAAACACACAUAAUAAAUACAUUUAUACACGCAACAACCCAGUGAUUAAAAUAAAAUAAAAUAAAAUAAAAUAAAAUAAAAUAUAUUAAAUAAUACAAAAUACAAGCAAAAUAAUAAAACAAAAUUUAAACAAAAGGCCGUUUAAUAAAAACUCAUCACAUGUAUUUAGUAUUUAAUUUCAAAUGCAGCUAUUUAAGUGAAAACAUAAUUAGAACAUGGUUUUUAAAUAUAAUUUUCUUUUUUAAGUUAUGUACCAUAAAACAAUAAUAUAGAAUAACUACUUAAUGUUUAAAAUGUAUAUAAUAUUAGCACUGAUAAAUUAUUUAGUAUAAAACAGACAAAAACAAAAGCAUAAUAAAAUAAUUCAAAAUAUAUGUAUGUAAAUUACAGUUAAUGAAGAAAAAUAAAAAAAUAACUGGAAUAAUUAUUAUUUAGCAUUAAGAUACCACGAAAUAUUGAUAAAAAUGAUAACCAACAAGAUUUAAUUUAUACAUACUAUUUAGUGAAUGUAGGAUGUUAACUAUAUAUACAACAGAAAACAAAACAAAAAUCAUAAAUGAAUCGCUAAAUAUUAAUUAAGAGACGAAUAAAUUCAGAUUCAGAUGUUCAUAUUAAUUGGAAAUGAAUGGAAUUUACCUGAAUAAUCAAUAUUAAUAACAAUUA
Eupeodes corollae is the source of this 5718-nucleotide messenger RNA. RefSeq names its product F-box only protein 11 (gene FBXO11). The transcript is spliced from 8 exons. Gene Ontology annotation, molecular function: protein binding; zinc ion binding. Gene Ontology annotation, biological process: protein ubiquitination; ubiquitin-dependent protein catabolic process; regulation of apoptotic process. Lineage: Eukaryota; Metazoa; Arthropoda; Insecta; Diptera; Syrphidae. The record is from RefSeq and is a predicted model, not a curated record. The coding region runs from base 352 to 3690 and encodes 1112 amino acids.